Molecule: messenger RNA, 369 nt
Organism: Parnassius apollo (apollo)
Lineage: Eukaryota; Metazoa; Arthropoda; Insecta; Lepidoptera; Papilionidae
Source: the annotation of a GenBank genome assembly
AUGAAUGAAAAUUUCCGCAAGGAAUUCAAACAAUUGAUUCCCUGCAUAGAAACUUCUGCGCAAUUUAGAGGCAACAUUCAGAUGGAGCAAUUAGGAGUUGGUCCAUCUGAGAAGACGUUCAAUGGAAAUACUACAACUGACAGCUAUCUAUCUAGCUCGAAUCGAGCUACAUCAUUUAGACAUAAAAGAAAACCAAGCGCCGCGGCUGAUGUGGAGAAAAGUGGGGUUGAAUUAAACGAAGAUCUUCUUAAUGUUGACGUUAAGCAUUGCCAUAUCUCGACUAGUUACAAUUUGAGGCGAGAAUCGGUGAAGUUGCGACUGAUCAACGAGGAGUCAUUUGAUGGAUCAUCAACACAAAGUCAAUUCUAA